AUGGAGGGAAAGAGCGUAGUAGGUGGUUCUCACAAACUUGCUGAUGGGAGUUCUUCCUGCGGCACGAUUGGCGCAAACCCGGGUUAUGCCGGUACAAGCACCCCGUUGGAUGCCAGUUCUUCGUUGUAUUUUGGGAAGGUAGUAGAGGAUGCCGUACCUGUGAGAGUUGAAGUUGGAGAAACCACCACACGACACACCGAUCCACAGGGUGCGUCCGUUCCUCUGACCAGGAAGGCAACCGCUAAGGACCGUAUAGCAGUAGAAAAGACAUCGGAUUUCGUAUUUUGCGACGAAUGUGGUCAAAACAUUCCAGUCUCCGAGUGGGCGGAUCACCGUGAACAUCCGCGAGUGGUGGAACAUGUUACCUCAUGGGUGGGUAGAUUGAACAAAUUAUUGAUUCGUCUUUUCAUCGAUUUUUUCAUGUGGGUGCUCAUGAAUAUUUACUUUCGGGAGGUUGUGGUGGUUAACGAAAAGAGCAUUCCAAAAACUGGUGGUGUUGUGUUUUAUGGUAACCAUCAGAAUCAGUUUAUCGAUGCUAUGAUGAUCCGUGCAAACUGCGGCAGGCCCGUGCGAUUCGUUAUGGCGGAGAAGUCGUUUCAGAGACCGAUCAUCGGUCUCUUCGGCCAUAUGACGGACGCAGUGCCGGUUAUAAGGCCGCAGGAUGCUCCUCUCAACUCUGGUGAGGGGCGUCUUAUUCGCAUGGAUGGAGAUAUGAUUUAUGGGGAGGGUACAAAGUUUACAAUGUGUCUUUCCGACAGGGAUGUCAUAAUAUGGUACAGAGAGGAUGUAAAGUGCACCGCACAGGUUUUGAAGAUAAACUCUGACACGGUGCUGCAGUUAACUAUGCCCGUUGCGGCAUGUGAUGCGGUGACUAAGCCUGUGGGGUUUCAAGUGUCUCGGCGCAUCGACCACUCUGAAAUGUACGCCAGCGUUUAUCAGACGCUUCAGAGUGGGCAAUGCAUCGGCAUCUUCCCAGAGGGUGGGUCGCAUGACCGCACAUCGCUGCUACCUCUCAAGGCAGGUGUCGCUUUAUUUAGUCUCGGAGCGGCGGUGCGUGGCAUAGACGUCAAGGUUGUGCCGUGCGGACUAACCUACUUUUACGGCCACAAGUUUCGCAGUCGGGCUCAUGUUGAAUUUGGCGAACCAAUUACACCCUCGGCGGAGGUUGUGGCGCUUUUCAACACUGACAAACGCAAGGCCACUGGCAUUUUUUUGGAGCAACUAAACGAAGAACUACGCGGCUUUACCAUAAAUGUGCCCAAUAUGAGUGCCCUAAACUUUCUUCAUGGAUUUCGACAGCUGUAUCAACCACAAAAUUGUAUUUUGGCGACACGGGAUCACCUACGUCUGACGCGCCGUCUUAGUGUAAUUAUGGAGGAACAAAAGGGUAACCCAGAAUUCAUUGACUAUCGAAGUAGAGUAGAAAACUAUCAGGAUUACUGUAAUGCACUGCUUGUUCGUGAUAGCCAAGCGGCGACACUGGGGAAAUUGGGAUCUAAUGAAGCGCGACAGCUUCACUUGAUGUUUCGAAGGUGUUUUACUCUAUUUUUGAUGGGUGUUAUUUUGGUACCGUUCUUUGUUGUUGGGCUCCCCAUCGGUAUUUUAGCAAAAUCCUUAUCUGAGAGGCACCGCAAGAAGGCCCUUUCGCAGAGUAAUAUAAAGAUUGUAGGCACCGACGUAAUGGGCUCGUACAAACUCAUUGUAGGUUUUAUCAGUGUGCCUGUCGUAUUCUCAAUUGUCUCAAUUAUCACAUACGUGUACACCGAUCUCCGUACUGCGUUAACAGUCUCAGUUUGCCUUCCCAUGACAAUGUACGUUUCUCUGCUGAUUCUCCAGGAGGCCGCAAUUGAAAUGCGAGCCGCUCUGCCCCUCUUCAUGUCGUUGAUAUCCAAACACAAACAGUUUUGUAAACUGUACGAACGACGCCGUGCUUUAGUGGCAUUGACUAAGGUGCUCGUGAAAAAGUGGGAUCCCGAGUUAGAGGAGGAGUUGCAGCAUUACGUACAGGAGUCUAAGCAGAGCAUGAAACUGCGUGAACCGUCAUUGUUUUCCUUGCGGCACGGCGGGCUGCGCCGGCUUGCGGAUAUCAAAAAUUGA
Trypanosoma brucei brucei TREU927 is the source of this 2097-nucleotide messenger RNA. Its product is annotated as glycerol-3-phosphate acyltransferase, putative. Gene Ontology annotation, cellular component: endoplasmic reticulum membrane. Lineage: Eukaryota; Euglenozoa; Kinetoplastea; Trypanosomatida; Trypanosomatidae. Gene Ontology annotation, molecular function: glycerone-phosphate O-acyltransferase activity; glycerol-3-phosphate O-acyltransferase activity. The record is from RefSeq and is a predicted model, not a curated record. Gene Ontology annotation, biological process: phospholipid biosynthetic process. The transcript has a single exon. Bases 1 to 2097 code for a protein of 698 amino acids.